AUGGGUCGGCGCCGGACGCCAGAGCUGUACCGGGCCCCGUUCCCGUUGUACGCGCUUCGGGUCGACCCCAGCGCGGGGCUGCUCAUCGCUGCGGGAGGAGGAGGUGCCGCCAAGACCGGCAUAAAGAAUGGGGUGCACUUUCUGCAACUGGAGCAGAUUAAUGGGCGCCUUAGUGCCUCUUUACUACACUCUCAUGACACAGAGACACGGGCCACCAUGAACCUGGCACUGGCUGGUAACAUCCUUGCUGCAGGGCAGGAUGCCCACUGUCAGCUCCUGCGCUUCCAGAUCCAUCAGCAGAAGGGCAAAAACAAGGCAGAGAAGGCAGGUUCCAAGGAGCAGGGGCCUCGACAAAGGAAAGGGGCAGCCCCAGCAGAGAAGAAGUCUGGCGCUGAAACCCACCAGGAGGGGGUGGAAUUCAGCGUAGAGAAUUUGCAGGAAGUGCAGACAGACUUCAGCCGUGAUCCACUGCAGAAAGUUGUGUGCUUCAACCAUGAUAAUACCUUGCUUGCCACCGGAGGGACAGAUGGCUGCAUUCGUGUCUGGAAGGUACCCACCUUAGAGAAGGUUCUGGAGUUCAAAGCCCACGAAGGGGAGAUUGAAGACCUAGCUCUGGGGCCUGAUGGCAAGUUGGUAACUGUGGGCUGGGACCUUAAGGCCUCCGUGUGGCAGAAGGAUCAGCUGGUGACACAGCUGCACUGGCAAGAGAACGGACCCACAUUUUCUAACACGCCUUAUCGCUACCAGGCCUGCAGGUUUGGGCAGGUUCCAGACCAGCCUGCCGGUCUGCGACUCUUCACGGUGCAGAUUCCCCACAAGCGUCUGCGCCAGCCCCCGCCCUGCUACCUCACAGCCUGGGAUGGCUCCACGUUCCUGCCCCUUCGGACCAGGCCCUGUGGCCAUGAAGUCAUCUCCUGCCUUAGUGUCAGUGAAUCGGGCACUUUUCUGGGCCUGGGCACGGUCACUGGCUCUGUUGCCAUCUACAUAGCUUUCUCGCUUCAGCGUCUAUACUAUGUGAAGGAGGCCCAUGGCAUUGUGGUGACAGAUGUGGCCUUUCUGCCUGAGAAAGGUCGUGGUCCAGAGCUCCUUGGGUCCCACGAAACUGCUCUGUUCUCUGUGGCUGUGGAUAGUCGUUGCCAGCUGCACCUACUGCCCUCACGACGAAGUGCUCCUGUGUGGCUGCUGCUGCUGCUGUGUGUUGGGCUUAUUGUUAUGACCAUCCUGCUGCUCCAGAGUGCCUUUCCAGGUUUUCUUUAG
Molecule: messenger RNA, 1257 nt
Organism: Rangifer tarandus platyrhynchus (Svalbard reindeer)
Lineage: Eukaryota; Metazoa; Chordata; Mammalia; Artiodactyla; Cervidae
Source: the annotation of a GenBank genome assembly